Molecule: messenger RNA, 837 nt
Organism: Medicago truncatula (barrel medic)
Lineage: Eukaryota; Viridiplantae; Streptophyta; Magnoliopsida; Fabales; Fabaceae
Product: 40S ribosomal protein S12
Exons: 5
Coding region: 194-625 (143 amino acids)
Biological process (GO): translation
Cellular component (GO): ribosome
Molecular function (GO): structural constituent of ribosome
Source: RefSeq, a predicted model, not a curated record
AUUAAGAGAGAAAAACAUUAGGGAUAGUUAGGACUUUUCACGCCAAACAUUAGGGUUUAUAGUUUCUCUCUUAUAAAUUGUUUCUUCUGCCGAUUUCGCACCACUAGCAAUUGCAGAACUAGGGUUUUCGGCGGCACAAUCGUCUUCAACAACAAGAAAGGAACAAGAGUCUCUUUGAAAUCAACUUGCAAUUAUGUCUGGAGAAGAGGAAGUUGUUGUAGCUGAGCCAGUUGUUGCUGCAGCUGGAAUUCCAGGAGAGCCAAUGGAUAUUAUGACCGCAGUUCAGCUUGUGUUGAGAAAGUCUCGUGCUUAUGGUGGACUUGCACGCGGUCUUCAUGAAAGUGCUAAAGUGAUCGAGAAGCAUGCUGCACAGCUCUGUGUUCUUGCUGAGGAUUGUGACCAACCUGAUUACGUCAAGUUGGUGAAAGCCCUUUGUGCUGAACACAGCGUCAGCUUGUUGACUGUUCCAAAUGCAAAGACCCUUGGAGAAUGGGCUGGUUUGUGCAAAAUUGAUUCAGAAGGAAAAGCUAGGAAGGUAACUGGUUGCUCCUGUGUGGUUGUCAAGGAUUUCGGCGAGGAACAUGAAGCAUACAACGUUGUUCUUCAGCACGUGAAAUCUAACUGAGUUGCAAUAUGCUUAGAUUUGUGGCAGUCUCAAUUUGAAGUUUUAGUAUAAGUCCUGUGAUUUUUGCCUUUAUCUUUUUGGAUUAUCUGCUUAGGGAUUUUGAUGGUUUAAUACUGUACCCAUUCUCAUUGCUACAUUUUACUUAAAUUUGUUGAGACUGACAACUUUGUUUAAAAGUUAUUUACGUAACUACUGUCUUUUGAGAUGGCAAA